Molecule: messenger RNA, 2576 nt
Organism: Dreissena polymorpha
Lineage: Eukaryota; Metazoa; Mollusca; Bivalvia; Myida; Dreissenidae
Product: DNA-directed RNA polymerase III subunit RPC6-like
Exons: 8
Coding region: 85-1017 (310 amino acids)
Biological process (GO): transcription by RNA polymerase III
Cellular component (GO): RNA polymerase III complex
Source: RefSeq, a predicted model, not a curated record
CGGCUAAACGCUUCCGGAAUGACGACAAUCUUGCAAAAUUAGUGACUACAUUACAUAAAUCGUGUUUCUUUUCUUAGCAGAGAAAUGUCAGUCGAAGUAAAGCAAGAGCCAGCUUUAGAUACAGACCAAGAAACAAGGAUCCUACUCUUGUGUCAUGAGAACCCAGAAGGUAUCAAUGAUGCCUUGAUACAGGAGCACAUGCCCCAGUUUGAUGUACAGCAGCGAGUCACAGCUAUCAACCGCCUGCUAUCAACAGGUAGGAUAGACUUGCUGAAGAGCUCCAGUGGUAAGCUGAUCUACAAGCUGAAGGACUCGUCUGCAGCGGACCCUGUCAAGGGAGGGGACCAGCAGGAGAAAGUUGUAUAUCAGAUCAUCAAGGAUGCAGGAAACAAAGGGAUUUGGAUCCGAGACAUUCGCUUCAAAAGCAAUCUGCUGCUAACCCAGGUCAACAAAAUCCUCAAGAAUCUUGAGAGCAAGAAACUUAUCAAGGCUGUCAAGUCUGUUGCGGCCUCUAAGAAGAAAGUGUACAUGUUGUACAACUUGGAGCCAGACCGCACAGUGACUGGCGGGGCGUGGUACAGUGACCAGGACUUUGAGUCUGAGUUUGUGGAGGUCCUAAAUCAGCAGUGCUACAAGUUCUUGGUGCAGAAGGCAGAGCUGAGCAAACGCACCAAGGAGGACCCCAUAGCUCAGAGGAACGGAUCUUUUGCAUCAUCUCAGGAUGUCUGGAAAUUCAUCUCUGAGCUCGGCAUUAGUAAGGUUCAAUUGUCAGUUGAGGACAUAGAGACGAUACUUGAUACGCUGAUCUAUGAUGGCAAAUGUGAGCAGACGAUUGUGGCUGCAGCUGGGGACGGAGGGCAGACCAAGUUGUACCGCGCUGUCAACUCCCUCAUCAACUCUACAGGACUCAUGAGAAUGCCGUGUGGAUCGUGUCCCGUAAUCCAAAACUGCCAUGUGGGAGGUGCAGUGUCACCUACGACCUGUGUGUACUUCAAGGACUGGCUACAGUUACAGUGAUGUGUGUACUUCAAGGACUGGCUACAGUAACAGUGAUGUGUGUACUUCAAGGACUGGCUACAGUUACAGUGAUGUGUGUACUUCAAGAACUGGCUACAGUUACAGUGAUGUGUGUACUUCAAGAACUGGCUACAGUUACAGUGAUGUGUGUACUUCAAGGACUGGCUACAGUUACAGUGAUGUGUGUACUUCAAGGACUGGCUACAGUUACAGUGAUGUGUGAACUUCGAGGACUGGCUACAGUUACAGUGAUCAACCACAUGUCUUAGUACACAUGUACUGAUUCAGGAGACAUUAACAUUCUUCCUUCACAUUGCGUGAAGACAAAAGAUUGGCCCUGGUUUUGCCACUGUCGGAUAGUUACCCAGGUGUUGUACAUGAAUUUGUGUCCAAUUAUUACAGACAUUACUCAACCCACAUGCUUCUGUGUGGGAAAGUAAACGGCUAAACACGUUCAUGGAUCUAAUAUUAGAUGUCGCAGAGGCGUAACAGAUUUGGUGUCCACCUAAUGACCAGGAGGUUACGGGUUCGAUCUCCACUGUGAGAAAGUUCUUCAGAUCUCCUUCAAAGACACCAAGUACUGGUUCUACCUUGGAAAUGGACUCGAGAGUUUAAAAAAAGCCUUUGCCUUUGAUGAAAUUAUGCUGAAAUAAAUAGGUUUAAAUUAAAAACAAAUAUUUGCAAUUGGAGAUUUACAUUAUGGAGCCAUCUGCAGACUGGACAAGACACCAUUUCAAUUAUGUAUACUAAUACUAUUAAAAUUAGACUGAGACAUGUUUUUUUAGCUCGGCUGUUUUCGUAGAAAACCCAAGGUAUUGUUAUAGCCAGCUCGUCGUCUGCCGUCCACUGUCGUCGUGCUUUAACCUUAACAUUGGCUCUAAAAUCAAAGUGUUUCCACCUAAAACUUUGAAACUUUAUAUGUAGAUGCACCUUGAUGAGUUCUACACGCCACACCCAUUUUGGAGUCACUAGGUCAAAAGUCAAGAUCACUGACCUCAAAAAAAAAAAAAUCUGACCAGCUUUCAUUUAUUCAAAACUGCACCCGCAGCCAAGCGUGGCACUCGUUGCUCUGGUUUACAAACAUGACAACAUAUGUUUCUUCUAGAUGAAUGGAUAUUAUCUUGUUGACUUGUUUCAAUUAACAUAACAUGCUCAUAAUGAUUGAGAUAAAGUUGAAGUGACUGUUGAAAUCACAACUUCUGUGACUAAAAUGUGCCAGUUUAUGUUACAUAUGAGGCUUAAGUAAAUAUGCCUUAAUUUAUAUUAUUUGUUUUUAUGCCCCGGGUAGGGUGGCAUAUAGCAGUUGAACUGUCCGCCACAUCUGUCCAAUGUAUGAAAACUUUAACAUUGCCCAUAACUUUUGCAAUAUUGAAGAUAGCAACUUGAUAUUUGGCAUGUGGUGUGUAUCUCAUGGAGCUGCACAUUUUGAGUGGUGCAAGGUCAAGGUCAUCCGUCAAGGUCAAAUAUAUGACUUCAAAGCGGCACAGUAGGGGGCAUUGUGUUUCUGACAAACACAUCUCUUGUUAUAUUAUUGUUAUUGAAUAAAAUUUAUUCAAGUU